Molecule: messenger RNA, 1765 nt
Organism: Alnus glutinosa
Lineage: Eukaryota; Viridiplantae; Streptophyta; Magnoliopsida; Fagales; Betulaceae
Product: 4-hydroxyphenylpyruvate dioxygenase
Exons: 2
Coding region: 126-1481 (451 amino acids)
Biological process (GO): L-tyrosine catabolic process
Molecular function (GO): 4-hydroxyphenylpyruvate dioxygenase activity
Source: RefSeq, a predicted model, not a curated record
UAUCCCAACACGGCUAACCCGAACCCCCCUUCACGUGGCUCUAUUUUAAAGCCCACUGACGACGACUAUCUCUUCUUCCAAUCUCCUCCCCCGUUUGCAGUUUUCACCCACAAGCUUCACCAGCCAUGGGUCAUGACCAUGACGCCCACAACAACGGGGCUCCGGCCGACACCGGGUUCAAGCUCGUAGGCUUCUCAAAGUUCGUCCGGAGCAACCCCAGAUCCGACCGUUUCGGCGUGAAGCGGUUCCAUCACCUGGAGUUCUGGUGCACGGACGCCACCAACACCGCCCGCCGCUUCUCUUGGGGACUGGGCAUGCCCUUCGCGGCCAAGUCGGAUCUGUCCACGGGCAACCUGACCCACGCCUCCUACCUCCUCCGCUCUGGCCAGCUCUGCUUUCUCUUCACCGCCCCCUACUCGCCCUCCAUAGCCGCCAUGGAGAGCGUGGGCCCCACAGCCACCUCCUCCAUCCCUACCUUCGACCAUGCUGCGGCACGCGCCUUCGCUGCCAAGCACGGCCUCGGCGUCCGCGCAAUCGCCGUCGAGGUAGACGAUGCCGACACCGCCUUCCACGUCAGCGUCUCCCACGGCGCCAGGCCCGUGUCCCCACCUAUCGUCCUCGCCGGCCGCGCCACCAUCGCCGAGGUCCACCUCUACGGCGACGUCGUUUUGCGCUACGUGAGCUACAACAGCUCCAACCCCAACCCGCAAGAGGCCCACGACCCAGACUCCUGGUUCUUGCCCAAAUUUGAACCCGUGGACGAGCUCUCAUCCUACCCGGUGGACUUCGGGCUCCGACGGCUGGAUCACGCCGUGGGCAACGUGCCGGAGCUAGCCCCGGCCGUCUCCUACGUGAAAAACUUCACGGGAUUCCACGAGUUCGCGGAGUUCACGGCGGAGGACGUGGGAACGAGCGAGAGCGGGUUAAACUCGGUGGUAUUGGGAAACAACGAGGAAAUGGUGCUGCUGCCGAUGAACGAGCCGGUGCACGGAACGAAGCGGAAGAGUCAGAUACAGACGUACUUGGAGCACAACGAGGGGGCGGGGGUGCAGCACUUGGCCCUGGUGUCCGAGGACAUAUUCAGGACACUGAGGGAGAUGAGGAAGCGCAGUGGUGUCGGUGGCUUCGAGUUUAUGCCGUCACCGCCGCCGACGUACUACAAGAAUCUGAAGAACCGGGCCGGAAACGUGUUGACGGAUGAGCAGAUAAAGGAAUGCGAGGAGUUGGGGAUUUUGGUGGACAAGGACGAUCAGGGCACGUUGCUUCAGAUCUUCACCAAGCCUGUUGGAGAUAGGCCAACCUUGUUCGUAGAGAUAAUUCAGAGAGUAGGAUGCAUGCUCAAGGACGAGAAUGGGAAGGAAUACCAAAAAGGCGGAUGCGGAGGAUUUGGGAAGGGCAACUUCUCGGAGCUCUUCAAAUCCAUCGAGGAAUAUGAGAAAACACUGGAAGCCAAACGAAUUCCUGAACCUGCUGCAGCAUGAGAAUAUAUAUAUAUAUAUAUGAUUCUGGAAUUGGAAUUUACAUUCAAUAAAUGAUUACAUUGUUGCAUUGCACUCUGGUGUAAUUGUAACUUGUGAGAAGAAUAAAUUCUGGAAUUUACUGUAAGAAUUUGUUUACCCACAUGAUAUGGCACAUACGAAAAUAUUAAACUCCUUUGAUAAUUAAAGAGGAAAUGGGUCCUACUCCUAGAUCGAAUGUGUUGUAUAUUAUAUGUUAUUACUCUUGUAAUAUGAAUGUGUUGUAUAUUAUUAUCACUCUUGGCUUU